UUAAAAUAUUAUUACAUCACCUAACAACCGUGUCCACCCAAAAAACUAGGGAAUUCUUGGAAGCUAUCUGGCAGUUCAAGCUACAUACAAUCUUCCUUUGUUUCUGCUCUGUUUCAGUCCCAAGCUGACAGAUUUAUGUCUGUAUAUUUUAUUCUUUUGUUUCCUUCUUCCUGAUCAACAGACUUGAACCAUUGAGCUUUAUUUUCAACUCUGCAACCCCUCAGCCUAACACUUGCUCAAAUGGCCACUAGCAGCAGAGCAUCCAAGCCAGGGACAGGGAGGCAACUUGGAGAACUCCUCCAAGAACAGCAAGAACCUUUCACCUUAAAGGUUUACCUUUCAGAGAGAGGAUGUGUGAAAAAGAAGUUAAUUUCAGGAGCUCACUUCAUCAACUUCAGCUGCUGCCAUGGCAAUUCAGGCAGGUUUUUAAACAAGUCCGGUAGUCAAAACGAGGACAAGAAGGGUUCUCCACAAUUUCCCAAGGUACUUAAAGUUAUACUACGUAACAAGUUCUUUAAAAUGAAAGGCUUGAGAACCAAGAAUUCCGAUAAAGAUGGAAAGCUUAGUGUCACUGAGAUGGACAUAUAUAACCAUGGAACAGCGGAGGCAGAAAGAUUUUCCUCCGCUAGCAGCGCAACAGUGUAUGAUUCAUGCCCAGAUAGUGACACAGAUGAACCGCCGGUGUUUGCCGACACUUCCAUAUCUGACUGGAAACUCCACGAUUAAGGAAAAGAAGGCUGACGCAGGUACAAAGUUUGAAUGGAGUUGCAUGGAAGAAAAUAAACAAUAAAGCCCUCGAUCAGUAUUAGAACAAGUGUCUACUUCUACGAGCUCCCCACCUUAUAAUCGUUAGUAUCUUUAAAGUUGCUAAGCUUUCAUAGUUACUUCCCUUCCGAUUACAAUUCGUUACGAAUUCAUUCUCCUGAAGUUAAAAACAGCAAGACAAGUUUCCUGCAAAAGACUCUUCUGGACUAAGCUGCUAAAGCUGGACUCAAUCUUCUCAACUUGGCUAUUGAAUUUACUUCUUCAAACCAGACCAGUGAAAUCAAGCAGUGGAGGGUUAAACGAACUACAAGUGCCUGAUUGGUCUAACUCUUCCCGAUCGUCAAAUCGAAAAGGGUUCUGCAACGAAAAAAACAGCUUCUCUUUGACUGUAUUAGGGAGUUGGAAGAAAUUAACCAUGACGAGGAAGAGAAAGGCAAAGGGACUAAAGGGUCUGCUGAGGAGAUUCGAAAGGUCAGGUGUGAUACUAUGAAGGGACGGGAAAACGAUGCGGAGAUGAAUCAAAACAUUAAGCGAUUGUUGGAAUUAGAUAUACUUAAUUCAAUCGAGGAAUGGGUGAAUGAUUUUGAAUCCUGGAAAUGGAAUAUCGGGAUAGUAAUUGGAAACGCCAUUGUAGAUGAGAUUACAAGUGAAAUUGUGAAGUCCUUCCUAUAUAGUUGAG
Molecule: messenger RNA, 1444 nt
Organism: Hibiscus syriacus
Lineage: Eukaryota; Viridiplantae; Streptophyta; Magnoliopsida; Malvales; Malvaceae
Exons: 2
Coding region: 241-726 (161 amino acids)
Source: RefSeq, a predicted model, not a curated record